Harpegnathos saltator (Jerdon's jumping ant) is the source of this 3261-nucleotide messenger RNA. RefSeq names its product cytohesin steppke (gene step). The record is from RefSeq and is a predicted model, not a curated record. Gene Ontology annotation, biological process: regulation of ARF protein signal transduction. The coding region runs from base 705 to 2024 and encodes 439 amino acids. Lineage: Eukaryota; Metazoa; Arthropoda; Insecta; Hymenoptera; Formicidae. Gene Ontology annotation, molecular function: guanyl-nucleotide exchange factor activity. The transcript has 6 exons.
GCAGUUGCUCGCGAUCGCGUAACGACUUUAGGUUUAAACGCGCGCGCCGCGUCGCCGUGGAUGGUGGUGCGCUCUCGUGUUGUUUGUGGUUCCCUCCGGCUCUCUGUUGGCUCUAAUCGCCGCGGGAAUGCUACCAGCAUCGCCUGCCCCUGCUGCCGCAUUCUUCUACCUGCCUUCGACCGACGGCGUAGAGCGCCUGACUGAAGAAUUCACUAAGUGCUGAUCUCCGCGCGAGCUCUCGCCUACUCGAGUCUCUUUCUUCCCGCGGACUCGCGGUCUUGCGAGAAUCCACCACGUGUUACCUUACACGGGAAGAGGGGUUCUUUAUUCUCCCGGAGAAGAAGAAGAGCAGACAGGCAGGAAAGAAGCGUCUUCUUACAAGAGGCGAAACGUGAGAGACGUGGUGCGGCGAAGGUGCUCGCCAAGGGUCGUUGCACUUCCUGUGACCGGCGUUUGUUGUCGUCGCGGUGCGCGCUCGACCUUUGCACCGUCGUUCCGGUUAUUUUGUCGGCGCGGACGAUGUCGCCCGGUCGCGAGGGCGAUUCCAGCGAACGUGGAGCGCCGCGAGGUGUGUGUUGCUCGUGUUGCCUCAGCGCGGCCAGUGCGAGGAAGUGAGAGAGAGAGAGGUGUGACGGCGGUUGUGAGGGCUGGAGCCGAAGAAGGGAGAAAAAGUGGCCGCGCGCUCGUGUUCGUUAAAGACGAGAAUGAUCUUCACCGGCCGGUCGGUAGACGCUCUGGACGAUGUGCGGGGUGCAGGUGGUGCGGCCGACAUCCAGGUGGAAGGACGUCGAGACAUGAAGGCCGUCGCCGUCGCGGCCGGAUGGUUUUCCAGCCUGCGAAGGCCCGGCAAGAAGAAGAAGAACCACCAGAAGCAGCAGGCCAAGAGCGCCUGGGACCUCAGCGAUUUGUCGUCCACGCAACUCAAAGAUGAGCUGGGCGAGGUCGUGGCAGAGAUGGAGGCGAUGGAGGGCGGCGGACUCACGGCCGACGAGACGAAGCCGUCCAACAAGGCCAAGCAGACGUCUAUCGGUCGCAAGAAGUUCAAUAUGGAUCCUAAGAAAGGCAUCGAGUACCUGAUAGAGCACAACCUGUUGGCACCGACGCCGGAGGAUGUUGCUCAGUUUCUCUACAAGGGCGAGGGCCUGAACAAAACCGCGAUCGGCGAUUACCUCGGCGAGCGACACGACUUCAACGAGCGUGUGCUCAGGGCGUUCGUCGAGUUGCACGACUUCACGGAUCUCAUAUUGGUGCAAGCCCUACGUCAGUUUCUCUGGUCGUUUCGGCUACCCGGCGAAGCGCAAAAGAUCGAUCGUAUGAUGGAGUGUUUCGCUCAAAGGUACUGCCAGCUAAAUCCAAAUAUCUUUACCAAUACGGACACCUGCUACGUGCUGAGCUUCGCCAUCAUUAUGCUGAAUACGUCGUUGCAUAAUCCGAGCGUCAAGGAUAAACCCAGCGUGGAGCAGUUUAUUUCGAUGAAUCGGGGGAUUAAUAACGGCGGAGACCUGCCGCGAGAACUGCUUGUGAGCCUAUAUGAAAGUAUAAAAACCGAGCCCUUCAAAAUACCCGAGGACGACGGAAACGACUUGAUGCACACUUUUUUCAAUCCCGACAAAGAAGGUUGGCUGUGGAAGCAAGCAGGCGGACGUUACAAGAGCUGGAAAAGACGGUGGUUCAUAUUGAACGACAAUUGUUUGUACUACUUUGAAUACACAACCGACAAGGAACCACGUGGCAUCAUUCCUCUAGAAAAUAUUCAGGUUCGAGAGAUUCAAGACCGACACAAACCGCACUGCUUCGAGUUGUACGCCGCCGGUUCCGAGUUCAUAAAGGCGUGUAAGACCGACAGCGAGGGAAAAGUCGUUGAGGGAAAACAUACCGUGUACAGGAUGUCUGCAGCUACCGACGAGGAGAAGGAAGAGUGGAUCAAAUGCGUACGACAAAGUAUAUCGCACAACCCCUUCUACGACAUGCUGGCGGCACGAAAGAAAAAGGCACAGAAAACCAAUGUACACUCGAAAAGUUAAGCGCUGCCAUGAGCCGGGUUUCGAGAGAAGCUCGGCAAAUUAGAAGACUGUUUAUUCGCGAUCCAACGUUACACUUAGUAUCGUCGGGUAGAACCAAAUCAUAUGAUGGACAUAAAUUCCGUCGAAGACGGGAGAGAGGGGAAAAAAGGGAGAGCACGCCGAAAGCGUUAUAGGAAAUUCUGGUGGAUGCCAGAUAUGAUGUCAUAGCAACGUGAUACGAAAUAUCGUUGCAGCAUGCGCUUGCAAUACGUAGAAUACGAUAUUAACGUAACAUCGUUCGUAGACUGAAUAUGGAAUACAGAAUUGACGUUCAUGAGUAUCCCACGAGUGCGCAACACUGAGAUAGUUAGAUGAAGAUAACACUAACGAGAGAACACAGGAAGCUACGAAAAUACACUGCGAAGCAACAACGUGACAACGCUGACGCUCGGCCAGCAUUAUAUUUAAACCAAGAGGAUUUUGCUUUUGAGAGGCCUAGAAAUAUAUUUCCACGGAUUUAAUAGGCAGACCGCGUCUAUACAAAGACUUCUUCCUUUCUUUUUUUUUAUUUUUUUUAUAUAUAUAUAUAUAUAUAGAAAACAUAAAAUGCGCGGCUUCGUAUAUAUAUGGAAGGUAAAAGUCUGUGCACAAUGUACCAGAAUAAGUGAUACCUCUACCGUCGAUAAAUUGAUAGCAGAAUAGUGUGAGUAGAUGUCUGUUUAUUUUAAUCUUUCAUACAUCGCUGAGGGGCGAAGAGGAGAGUCAAUAAUCUCGAGUGUUAACUUUGUAAUCGCGCAAGAUAGACACCAUUAAUGUUCUUAGCGUCAUAUUUAGCAAUAUAAUAUUGCGCGACUACGACUGACAUAAUGAGCUGUAGCAGAGAGAACGGAAGUUUCAUUUUUUUUUCCGGCAGCUUCGAGACAUCGUGUCGAAGCUCUACCUGACUCUGGGAAGCUGAUGAUAACGCUUGAGAUAUUUUCUACGAGAUACAAGUAUAUAUAAUAUCGUAUCAUGCAAAUGAGAAUAUAACGAUAUUCCGUAAUCUUCGAUUACAUGAAGAAAAAAAAAGAAUAAAGACAAGAAACCGAUAGAAAGAGAUCGCGAUAUAUUAAUGUGAUAAUGAUAUUCAUUGUGUAUUUAUUUGAACAAGUAUGUACAGAUGUAAAACUAAAUGAUAUGUUUUUAGCAUGAGGCGGAAUUCUCUUCAACUGUUCAUGUUUGUAUCAUUUACGAAUGUAGCAUGAAUUAGCUAACUAAA